Molecule: messenger RNA, 7743 nt
Organism: Schistocerca nitens (vagrant locust)
Lineage: Eukaryota; Metazoa; Arthropoda; Insecta; Orthoptera; Acrididae
Product: ras-related protein Rab-18-like
Exons: 6
Coding region: 141-767 (208 amino acids)
Molecular function (GO): GTPase activity; GTP binding
Source: RefSeq, a predicted model, not a curated record
GUAGUUCGCGAAUAUGUUGUUUGGACGUAUUAGUUGCAUUUGACUUUGCAAGACGACAACUGUUAAUUCAGUCACCCUAAGGAUCGUAUCUUCGGAUAAUUCUUCGUGACAGUUUGACGUGUGUAUAAAAUUUACGGAUAAUGGAUGAGGAAGUUCUAACUACUCUGAAGAUACUGAUAAUAGGCGAGAGUGGUGUUGGAAAAUCCAGUUUAUUAUUGCGUUUUACGGAUGAUAAUUUCGAUCCUGAUCAACCAUUAACAAUUGGCGUGGAUUUCAGACAUAAGAAACUAAAAGUCAACGGAAAUUGGGUGAAGUUAGCAAUAUGGGAUACGGCAGGCCAGGAGCGGUUCCGAACCCUCACGCCGAGUUACUACAGAGACGCACAAGGUGCCAUUCUAGUCUAUGACAUCAGCAACAGGACAUCAUUUGAUCGGUUGGAGACGUGGUUGAAUGAACUGGAUUUGUACUCCAACAGACAAAACAUUGUUAAAAUGGUUGUCGGAAAUAAGAUAGAUGUGGAACAAGAGCGGCGCGAAGUGACGAAAGAGGAAGGCCUGAGCUUCGCCCGGAGGCACGCAACACUGUUCAUAGAAUCCAGUGCCAAGACGCGCGAAGGGGUACAGAUGGCUUUUGAAGACCUUGUGCAGAAGAUAAUUGAACAGCCUGGCCUGUGGGAGACAGGAGGUCCGGGUUCGAUCCAUGUGCGAGAAGAGGACAGUGGUGAAGGUGCUCCGGCUUGUGCUGGGUGGAAGUGCCAGCUCGUCUGAGGUCUGCGGCCGGCGCGUCGGCCAUCUGGGAGGGGUGUGCUGGGACGCGCGUGCUUGUGUAAAUUGAGGCAUACCUGGAGACUCCUACUGAUAUGGCAUCAAAUCCUAUCGGUUCUCAUUUUGUUACACUGACUAACAAGUUGUGUUGUAAUGCAGGCGUAAUGUCAUUGGGAAGAGCGGGAGGGAGGAGCUAAGAGAGAUGUAACAACUGUAUCAUAUGGUUGAUUUUUAAACUGUCAUUUUUAUCAGUACUGUCUUGUGCAGUCUUGUUUACAAAUGGAUGCUUUUUAGAAGUUUAAAUGAAUGUUGGAUAUUAAUUUUGUAGAAUUGUGUAGUCCACAGCACUUGGUAAAUUGAAUGUAUAUAGCAUAAUGCAUUUUUGUAUGUUUCAAUAUGUAGAAAUCUGAAAUAAAUUUUGUGAAGCUCGUGCCUGUUACACUUUGGCCUAACAGCUGUCUUGUGAAUGCAGAGAAAGAGCAAUGUUGUAGUGGGCAUUCCCUGUAUUGGGCCUGUUCGUCAUCUUUGUAACGUUGUUAUUAUUAUUAUUAUUAUUAUUAUUACUAUUAUUUCUACUACUAAUAUAUUACUAAUAAUAAAGGAUAUUUAAAAGAACUGAGUGUGGGACCAUGAUGAGAAAGAACUGUUUUAUAUUGAGAAAUGUGAUGGUAUUUAUAACUGUUUAUUACAGUCAGGUUGUCAUUAGAGACCAACUUCAAAUCUCUGCAGCUCUGUUACAGCAUAACGUGUUAGCUUCAGUGCUAUUUAUGGGUUGGCUCAACAUAAGAUACUUAUUUCACUGCAAAAUUAAGAAAUUACAACUGUGACUAUAACUAAUAGGUUUAAAAUUUACAUGAAUGCUGAGUAUUUUAAUUUGAUUUAUCAUACACUCUUUAUAGUGCAUAACCACACCUGAUGUGUGCGGUCUUAAAACAUGUGGUUAUGCAUACAAUACUAGAUCAUUCCUGGUGAUGUAGUCCCACUGCAAACUUGGAAUUGAGGUUUUGGAGUGCAGAUAACCACUAGAAUUACAGAAUUACUUAUGUAAGUCUCUUGCGCACAGCCUUGUCUGCUUACUCGUCAACUCAUAGUACACCAGUUCAGUUUUCACACACUUAUUCUCACAUCUUAAUAAAUCGUUAAACUGCAGGGAGUUUGACAGUCCUGAUAUUAUCUUCACACAAUAAAUCUCGGGGAUUUAUUGAAAAAUUGCAGAUUGACACACUUGCAGAAAUUAUAACUCGGAGCAAUCUGUUCUUUCCACCUUUCAACUACUCCAAAAAAAGAUGUCACUUUUGUGUGCCCUCAGACAUUCGUGUCAAUCUUCAUACAGCAGGGUGCAUGCCUAAUAUUCCGUGAAGUGGACUGCAUUACAUGAUAGUGAAACAUCUGGAAAACUAGAAAUUUUCAUGGAAAAAUGAAUUUACUGUUGCACAUUAUGAAGUAAUUCUUCUACGGAAUAGAUGUUGUCAGUCAGGUAGAAACAUUUUCCAAGUUUACCUUUUCUGCCUGUCUGCUAUUUUACAUUAAGUGAUCAAAAACAUUGGCAGCUGCUUUCUGCCCAACUUUUCGUACUAGACGAGCUUAGUGUGGAAUGAUGAAUGUAAAUUUUUGUCAUGGUAUUGUAGUGAUGUACAUCAUUAAUCCUUUUGAACAGGGUAUUCUACAAAAUAUCACCGCCUUCAAAUUUUACUUCAUGUGCAUCAAAACAGUGGGGCUAUAUUUCAUUACUUUACUGAUUUUGUUUAAAGUGGAAUUAAGUUGUAUAGAGCACAUUACAUCAAGAUUAAUAUUUUGAGUGUGUACCUUGUGCCUUUUUAAAAGGUUUGAACUCAGUGUAUCAUUGAAGCUACAAGUUUCUCAUGUGUACUAAAUUCAGUUUCAUGGUUUCAAAUGUGAACAAUGUUCUCAGUUAACUCACUUCUACUGGUACAACAGUAUUAGUUUUUUAGACAUAAAUAUUGUGUGGGAGCUAAGAUUGUCCCCAAUGGUGGCUGUCUUCCCAUCCUGGUGUUUCAGAAUCGGGAGAAUCGUAUUCAUAAAUCUAUCCUCAAAUGCAGUGUAGUUGGAUCCUCCAGACUGUGUAUGGUUGUCUGAUAUUUGGGUUACGUCCUUUCCCCGAGGUAUUCCAUGUAUGUUUGACUUGUAGCUACAUGUACUGAAGUAAACUGUCCAUCAGCACUGCCACAAAACAUGAGAUGCACUUGUUCUUGUGGAGUUUUGAGUUCUUUCCAGUUACUUAAUACCACAUUUUAUAAUUACUUUCAAAGAACCAGCACCAUCGAUGAGAUUGGUUUCAUCUUAGUUCCAAAUACUGGAACUUGGAAUUCCAACCAGUUAUAUACUUGAAUUAUUAAAGUAUUAGUUAAUUUUGUUCUUGUCAAUUGACGACCAAUGGACAGAAAAAUUUUGAGCAAUUCUUCUUAUUAAGAUAUUGGGUGUCAUGUCAAAAAUGCCUGAAGCUAGUAGACACCAGAGAAAUUGUUUUUAAAUCAGGAGACUUUUCCACCAAGAUAAGAGUUUGCCACACAUCACAGACCAAAUCCUGUUACUCACAAUCCAUAAUUUGAUAAAGAAAUGCAGUGGGUUAUCGUGGUCUGUUUUUAGACUUCUGGUACAUCCCCAACAUUUUCCUUCGUUUCAGCCAGAACGUGUUCCAAAGUAUCAUAUCCCUAAGAAAAGUUAAGGUUUUGGUAAAUAUAGUUUAUUAGUUUUAGUUUUUAAUUUUUUUACACACACCAAGAAGAAGAAAGACUUAAAUUUUCAGCAGCAUUUGAUGUCAAAAUUUUGUCAUUUUUAUUUCACUCAAGGCCUCAGUUACUUUCAUCUGUAUAGUUUCCAUAUGGGUAUGUGCCAACAUUUCUCCUUAGUCACUUACAGACAUAUUUUGUGAAACAUUGACUUGUGACAAAUGCACAGGAUAAAUGAUGACUCGAACAGUAUUUUCCCAAACUUACUAAAGUACAACUUUGUGACACUAACAUGCUGUCACAAAGUUGCCCCAUUAAUCUGUGGAAAUAACUUUUUUUCACUUUCCAAUGGCUGGAGAAAAUGUUACUCAUUUCAUUUUUUUUUUAUUUUAGGGAAUGGUUGGCUCAAACAAUUUCUUUAUAUCAACAUCCCUCAGUCAGCUUUCAAAGCUCCAUGAGUUAAAUGAGUUUCCAAGGAAUUUGCUAACAUAUUUUUCCACCUGCAAACAAAAUAGCUUUGUGACCAGAUCAGGUGUAAUGUGUGUAUUUGUAACUUCCACCACUGAUGUAAGCACAAUGCAAGAAUGCACACAAGAAAAAAGAAGCUAUGUGCUCAUGGUACAAAGUGAAAUAGUGGUCACAAGGUUGUCCAUUUUGGUGUAUGUUUAGUAUUUGCAACAGUAAAGUACCAUUUACCUUCAAAGCCAAGAAAUGAAAAUAUUAAUCAAAAUUCUGCACAAGUAUUGUACCAAAGGGGACUGCUAUUAGAUCUAGAAAUGACAAUAUGCAGUGGCUGCAUAAGUAUACAAAAAGAAACAGUACAGGCAAAUACAUUCAUAGGCUAUGAUACAUAUAAAUACAAACACAUUUGUUUGUUCUAGGCAUCUUCUAGUGAAACAGCUGCACAGGCUUUCGUGUUCAGUUCUGCUCAGUCUGACUCACCAGAGGGAUGUUUGCCUUGGUUCGUGUGUCAGGUUGUGAAAUUGUUCAGUUGUUUCAAAUGGACCAGUCUCUCUCUCUCUCUCUCUCUCUCUCUCUCUCUCUCUCUGAUAGGGAACACAAAUACAGGCGACAGUGACUGGAAAUAGCUUUGGUAGUUAGUUGUGCUGGUACUGUCUUCAUCAUUUUUAUUAUUCUUUUCUGCAUAAGCGAAAUGUUUUUAGGAGAGCUCCUUAAAAAGGGAUGCCAAAUGCCUCCUUGCCAAAAUGGCCUAGCUUCGCCAACUUUAAAUUUUUUCAUUUUUAAAUUUUAUUAUAUUUUUGUUAGGUACUAAAGAAGGGUUAACAGGACUAUAUGGGAAGUUGGAACAGACAGCUGUGUAAACCAUUAAGAGGGGAUGUAUACUGCAGUACAAAACUGACUGGCAGAAAUUUCAAGUGUGUACUUUGCUGACUGAUGGUUUUGAAUUUGUCCAAUUGUGUGCAUGUGUGUCAUUUUACCUGUGAGAAUUCCUCAAUACAGAACUUGUUUUGUAUUUAUGAUGUAAUAGUAACGAGAUACCACUAAUAAAUGGGAAAACCCCAGAGAUGCAAGGCAACAGGGAGAAGGCAACAAGCUGUCUGUAAAUGAUUGGAGCAAUAGAUAAUAUAUGUUGCAAUUUAAUACCUAGGUAUUUGCUCAUAUGAAAACUGAAAGUUGUUCUAAAGUUAGUGUGUGAAAAUUCGUAACUUUGAGGAACAACUUGUCUUGAUUCUUCACCUUGUCUGCUUUGGCGUAGUUGGUGAAAGAACUGUGUGAUCUGACACAAAUGGAAUAAGUCGCUUCAAAACGGUUCAGUGUGCUUCAUAUGGUGGCAUCCGUCACUUGGAACAACUCUGAGCAUUGUCGGAAGUCAGUGAGGGACCUUUGGAGAAAAAAAAAAGCCUUGCCUGUGGUCUUUCAUAUCUGAUAAGAGAGGAGACAUUGUAAAUAGAACACACACACACACACACACACACACACACACACACACACAAGAGUUUUCUACUUUUUUUGUCUGAAAUAAACUGACUUGAAAAAGUACAGUAAUAGAGCAGCAUAUCCUGCUUCCUAAAACCAGUUCGCUAUGUUUUUAUAUAUUUUCUGAAGCGCACAAAUUUCAUUUUAAAUUUUAAAAUAUUUGCGUAGCACAUUUUUCAUUCUUUUCAAUUUCCUAUGGUACGUAGAAAUUACUAUUCCACCUGUAAGAAUGUCCGUAGUUUUACUAUCUCUUGAAGUAAGUUCUGCCAUUGCCAGUUCAUCGCUGCUGAGAGUGUUUACAUUUCGGAGGAGAUUCACUGUACAGUACUGGACAUAAGUGUGCUGUGGUAUUUCUGUAUAUUGAAAAGUGAUAUAACCACAAUUGGAUUGGAUGCUGCUUUCCAUGAUGUGAUAUCCAGUAUUAAUUGACCUUAAAAAUAUCAUGAUUAGUUUGUUUUCUGCAGGUGUGGUAAAGUAUUUAUCCUCUCCUAAAGUCUACUAGUGGAGAUACAGGACAAUCUCUCGAAACAUACUGUCUUAAUAAUAGAAACAUGAUCUGUAUGCAGAAGAAAUGUGUUCUAAAAGAGAAACAAAAUAUGAUCACCAUAUAUAGUUAGAAUUUUCAGCUUUUUGCAAUCAUUGAAUGAUUGAAUGAAUGAAUGAAUGAAUGACUGCAAAUCUACAAAACACAACAUGUUAAAUUUGAAACUGAAAAUGAGAAUAUCUGGUUACAUGAAUGCCAUAACAGUUCUAGGGUAAAUAUGUGUACAACUACAAGACAACACAGAACUGAGCCAUCUGCAGGAUGGCCAUAGUAACAUUUUGCAUUUUUAAGAAAAAUUGCUGCCAAAUGGUCAAACAGUGCACUAGACACAGUGAACCGAUGGAAUAACAUCUGGCUUAAAUGGAAAAAAAUGUUUGUGAAAUAUGCAUUUGUUCUAAAGAUUUAAACCAAUCAUGGUCCUUACAUGUCAGAAUAUACUACUACUAUAAUAAUAAUAAUAGUAUUUAUUGAGCAUCAAAUGGCUUAGCAUUGGCCCAGAAGCAGCAAUUGUUACAUUUUUAGACAUAUUGAGAAACAAUUUUUCUGAAUGUAUUACAUAUACACUUGUGAUUUUAACAUCAUCAUAUAUAAAAUGUUUCAAUGUAGUAAUACUUGGUUCAUAAUUUCAGCUCAACAUCCAAGAAACUGUGAUUCAGAGAAAAACAGUAUCUGAAAAGAAUUUGCCCAGUAUUUUAAGAAGUACAUGUUGUGCAAUUAAUUUAAGCACUAUAACAACAUACUUUGACAGUGUCAGGUGUACUUGCCAUUACCAGUGUUUCACCCAGCACUGCACAUGUGAAGACUGUUCUGUGUCCGGGUUUGCUGUUGACAGCCGGCAGGGCCAGCCUGUGAAUGUGCACCUGGCUGUAAUAUUUUCUGUGGGCAGUCCUGCACAGGCAAGCAGCUGUGUAAAGUGUGCUGGGUUACAUGUGGCUUGUAAUUUUCUAGGAUUCCUUGCAGUUUUUCUGUGUAUUAGUUUCCAUGCUACUUUAUUCUCCAAAUGUUAACUGAGUAGUAGUUUGAAAACUGAUAUACAUGUACAUAUAUAAAUAUUUUUGAUUUUUUUUUCUUUUGGUGGGGUGGAGGGCUGUAAUGUGUACCUCCACCAUGACACGCCCCCCUCCCCCUCCAUCCCCCUUUAUGCUGUGGAUUGACAUGUAUUGUGGAUAGCAUUGUGCAACUUUAAAUGGCUUCUGACAGUUUUCUGUGCUUGUGGACUACAUCAUGAGUAAAUAUAUGUUGCAAAUAAUCAUCUAUAGUCUCUUAAUUAGCACUACAAGAUAAGCUUGCUUAAUUCUGCAGAUAUAUCUUUUCCUAGCCAUUUAAGUUUUAAUUAGGAAAAAGUGUUUAACAUUUGAGUAGGGCUCUUUGUGGACAAUGAAGUGAUGUUUGUAUUUCCAGUGAGCUUGAAUAUGUGUAAUGCUUGUUGCGGGAGACAUGAUACAGGGUUCAGUCUGUGAGAACUGUUGCUUGGGUAAUAAGUUUAUAGACUACACCACAUAGAUUAGUCCUCUGUGAGCUGUGGCAGAGCAGUCAGUUCAGAAGGCAAACUGUUAUUGACAGUACAGAACUGUGCAUUUCGAGACACACUCUGAUUAUCAUGGAGGACAACUGUUGUUGCCAGGUGGGAAUUUUAUUAUUGUUUUUGGUAUAGAAUUAUGUUUCACUAAGCAUUUUGCCACUUUUAAUGCAUUACUGUGGCCUAUAAAACAUGUAAUUGUUGUACAACAUACCUGUUUUUAAUAAAUAAGUGCUAAACAGAAAAACAGUCUGUAUAUCUCAAUAAAUGUUUCAGCUGGUGUGUGCA